This is a messenger RNA of Anopheles cruzii, 315 nucleotides long. RefSeq names its product 39S ribosomal protein L34, mitochondrial (gene mRpL34). Gene Ontology annotation, cellular component: ribosome; mitochondrial large ribosomal subunit. Gene Ontology annotation, biological process: translation. The record is from RefSeq and is a predicted model, not a curated record. The transcript has 2 exons. The coding region runs from base 1 to 273 and encodes 90 amino acids. Gene Ontology annotation, molecular function: structural constituent of ribosome. NCBI's taxonomy places the organism in Eukaryota, Metazoa, Arthropoda, Insecta, Diptera, Culicidae.
AUGGCACUAGUUCGGUCCUUUCAGAUUCUUCUACCAAAACUUCCAUCGGUGCCAUUUAUCGGGGCCAAUGUGGCCAACACAGUUACAGAAACUACAGCAGGCGGUGCUUGGGGACUGCUAUUGUCGCGUACCGUAAUGCGGAAUCAUUUUCCUCGAGCACGCGAAACCAAACGUGUGCGAGUUCAUGGCUGGCUCAAGAGAAUGUCCACUCCGGCAGGGCGGCGUAUACUGAUGCGACAAAUACUCAAAGGGAAGCAUGUACUAUCGCACUGAUGUGUUUGGAAAAUGUUUCUGCAAAUAUAGAAUUCCACUAAA